AUGGCCUACCUGCUCCAUGCUCAACUAUUUCUACUGACUACCUUUAUAUUAGUUUUGAACAUGAGACUUUGUCCUGUUCUAGGUUACUUUGUGGGUGGCAUAGAGAAGUCUAGCAUGGAGGAGGAAGGAGCCUCAGAAGCAUUGAACUAUGCUGUCAACGAGUAUAAUGAAAAGAACAGUGACUUGUACCUGAGCCGUGUGGUGGAAGUGAAGGAUGUCCAAAAGCAGGUGGUGGCUGGAACCAAAUUUUUCUUUGAUGUGAUUCUAGGCAAAACAAUAUGUUUGAAGACACAGGGUGACUUGACCAACUGUCCCUUAAAUGAAGAGGCUGAUCAGCAGGAGCGUGAAUUCUGCUCUUUUGUGGUUCAUGAUAUCCCAUGGGAGAAUUAUAUUGUCUUGCUGAGCUCCAGCUGUCACAGUAUAUGA
Molecule: messenger RNA, 426 nt
Organism: Rattus rattus (black rat)
Lineage: Eukaryota; Metazoa; Chordata; Mammalia; Rodentia; Muridae
Product: cystatin-S
Exons: 3
Coding region: 1-426 (141 amino acids)
Molecular function (GO): cysteine-type endopeptidase inhibitor activity
Source: RefSeq, a predicted model, not a curated record